AUGAGCAAUAUCAAUGCCAUUCCUGGAUCUGCUCAUGAAGCACUCAUUACUACUGUCGACUCCCAGAUUGACUCUUUUCUUUCUAGUAUGAGACUAAUGAUUGCUGCUGCUUCUAGUACUGCUUCUAGUACUACUUCCACUACUGCUGAUUCAUCUACCAACAGCAGAUACACAUUCUUAGCUGCCCAAGAAUCCUUGGUUGCUGGAGCAGCUACUGCAAAUAUGGCCCGUUCCAUUGAGCACCUUUUGAGCAUCACUACAAAACUCAAGCAGACUCUUGUAUUAAGUGACUUUGCUGCACUGAAUCAACAGAUCUUGCCUAGACAUCGUACUCUAACCAAUCAGAGUAGUCUAUGUAGAGAUACUCUUAUGGAAAUGAGAGACCAUCUCAUCAGAGUUCAUCAGAUUUUGGUGGAUGCUCUAUAUAGCCAACAGUCUAAUCUUCAUCCAGUCGACUCUUCCUAUUUAAGAAAACGAUAUCAGGAAUGCAACGAUUAUUUUCAUGCAAAAUGCCCAAUGUUUGGAUUGAAAGAAAGAUGUCAAGGAUGUGAAAUGUAUUGGAAUAGGAAUGUGAACAUCCGUUCAGUAUUUUCGUACAAGAAUGAGGACAAGGAUCGGUAA
This is a messenger RNA of Batrachochytrium dendrobatidis JAM81, 621 nucleotides long. RefSeq lists its product as uncharacterized. Gene Ontology annotation, biological process: regulation of transcription by RNA polymerase II. Gene Ontology annotation, molecular function: transcription coregulator activity. The transcript has 2 exons. The record is from RefSeq and is a predicted model, not a curated record. Gene Ontology annotation, cellular component: mediator complex. Lineage: Eukaryota; Fungi; Chytridiomycota; Chytridiomycetes; Rhizophydiales. The coding region runs from base 1 to 621 and encodes 206 amino acids.